GAUCGCGGACUUUUCAACUCUCUUCAACACCGCCAGCCAAAAACACACACACCCAAAUCAUAAUCACGCGCGGUUAAAUUCGCCCGCACCCUUUCGUCUUCGAUUCUCGAAAGCAGGAGGAACCCAACCCUAACCAUUUCCCAAAUUCGAUUACAGAAAUCUGAACCUAAUUCAUUUUAAAUCCACCAUGCUGCUCUCUCCAGGGCACUCACCACGCCCAUCUUCAAAUCCCGAAAGGACCCUUCAAAUCUCCUACAAUGUCUCUUCCAUCAACAACACCCCGAUAUAUCCUAGAAAACGAUCCACAGUUCUCGACGAGGACAGUUAUGUGGCCGCUAUCGAGAAAAUCAUCGAGCGCGACUUCUUCCCUGAUAUCUCGAAGCUCCGUGACCGUUUUGAUUGGCUGGAAGCGAUGAAAACGGGGGACCCCAUCCAAAUUCGAGAUGCCCAGUUGAAGAUUAUGGAGCGCGGUUGCAAGAUGGUAAAAAAUAUCCACUCCGAUGGCAGCAAUCGGGCUAGAAAUCAAACCCAAACUCAAACCCCAGGUUCUACUUUUAUUGGUAAUUUUACUCAAUUUGAUGAGUUUGAUAGCCGAAUGCAAACACCUAGCGUUGUUAUGGAUAGGGGAUUAUCUAGUAUGCAAACACCUAGUGAGAAUGAGAAUGAGAAUGAGAAUGAAAAUGCUGUUGCUGAGAAUUUGGGUUUAGAUGAUUUUUUUAGGAGAUAUACGAGUCUAUAAUGACAGUUUUUCGAAGAUAUUAGAAAAAGGAAUAGGAAAAGGGAAGAGAGAUAUGGGCAUUUCUUAGAAGGUGAAAAGAAGGAUGUUAGAUUGAUUGGGGAUGUAAAGAGGGAUAGGAUCACGGAUGGUUUUGGAACCUCCGAUCAGCCUCCGAGCACAUUGGAGGGGUGGAAGUACAUGGCGAAGAAUUUGCUAAUGUAUCAUCCGGCAGAUAGGGGUGAGGCUCCAUUGACCGAGGAGGAAUGAGCUGUGAGAUUGAAGGGUUUGACUAGAGAAAUUAACAUGUCUAAUACACGUUUUCAUAGUAAAAUGUUGGAUAGUAGGCCAAAAGAUGAUGGUGUUGUUGAGGUGAUUUAUACUCCAGUAGUUGGGGCUACUCCACUUCCCAUGUAUGAUAGAGAUGGUGAUAAGGCGAAGAAGUAUGAUUUUGAGGAUUCAAGGAGGAUGCCAGAGAGGCUUUAUGUGGAAACAGGGACGAAGGCAGAUGAUGGGUAUAGCUUUGUUAGGACACCCUCACCAGCUUCUGGAGUUGACGAGUCGCCAUUUAUUACUUGGGGUGAGAUUGAAGGGACACCAUUGAGGUUGGAACCUGAAGAUACUCCUAUUGAUAUUGGCGGCAGCAGCUGCGGCAAUGGGCUGCAUUUUAAAAUUCCCAAUCCACCUGCACGGGAUGUGAAGGCCCAUUCAUUAUUGAUGGAAGCUGCACGGAGGUUGAGGGAGAAGUCAAAGAUGUUUCGAAAGCCACCUUUGCCCUCUCCAAGUAGAGGGGGAAGUGCUAGUCCAAGUGUAUGGACACUUUCUCCUGCUGUGCUGAAGUUUGUGAGGAAUGCAAUUUCUAGGUCUUUGUCAUCUGUAGAUGAAACCCUCCGUGCCAGUUUUAGAGGGGCAAGCCCUGGAGUUGGUACUCCUAAGAGUGGAAGGAGCAUCUCGAGGUUUGGAAGAGAUGGGAGCAUGGGUUCCAGGUCACCUUCUGUAAGGGAGAAUUCUAAUCCUCCUUGGUAAACUGUAAUAUUUUUGUUAAUGCUCUAAGCUGGCAAGCAUUUGUUUAGUGGCAUAAUUUAUUAGCUCUUAUGAUACCUUUUGUUUUUGAGGAAACAUGUACCAUUGUCUUUUGGAGGAAACAUGCACCAUUGCCGCUGUUUUCCUUUUUCCUCUGUUCGUGUAUGACUUGUUAGCUUAAUGA
Messenger RNA from Populus euphratica (Euphrates poplar), 1922 nucleotides. RefSeq names its product protein DGCR14. Lineage: Eukaryota; Viridiplantae; Streptophyta; Magnoliopsida; Malpighiales; Salicaceae. Gene Ontology annotation, cellular component: catalytic step 2 spliceosome. The record is from RefSeq and is a predicted model, not a curated record.